CGUUAUCCAAUAUGGCGAACCACUGACCCAAACGACAUCACACGACAAACGCUUCGGCAAAUGCGAAUCUCCGACUUAAAUCGAGUUUCCUGUUCUUCAAUCAAAAAUGAAUCCGAUAAUUAGACGGACACUACCUCCUUCUGUAAGGAGUCUACUGACAGACAUCGCUCCAAAAGACGAGAGUUUAUGGGCAGAUGACAGCCACGACGACCCGUCAGUCAACAAGGAGGGAAUACUGCUUCCUUCGAGGGGAUCUGCUCCUGGACUGGAAGACCUUCUCACUCCUGCUACAAAUCAUGAAGCUGGCGGGGAAAACUCAAAACCGGGCUCGGUGUGCAUGUUGUGUGAUUGCAAACCCGCAUGCUACACUUGUCCUCGGUGCAACCUGAGGUACUGCGGCGUGGCUUGCUACAGGAGCCCUGGUCACUCCUUGUGCUCUGAGGAGUUCUACAAGGAGUCUGUUCUGCAGGAGCUGAAGAACAUGGGCAAAACCGAGCGUGAAGGGAAGGAGAAAAUGCAGGAGAUUCUCCUCGGGCUGAGACAAAAGGCGCAAAUGACCGAUGGAGGGAUGGGAAGCGUGCUAAGAGAAGCCGGUAUGCUGCAGGAAAAAGAGGAGGACAUUGAAGUUAUGGAGCUUCUGUCCAGAUUGGCCGAACUUCAGGAGUCGGGAGCAGGCAGCGCAGCAGAGAUCGAGGCCAUUAUGAGAAAACUGGAAGAGCUCGGAGGGCGGGGAGGAGACGAGGAGCCGUCAGAAGGCGUGACUGAGCGUCUAUCAGGGCUGGAUCUUGACCAGCUCUCUGAGGAGGAGCUUUGGGCGCUCCUUGACAGCCAGGAGAAAGAGAGGUUUGUGAGUCUGAUGAAGGGCGGCGCUCUGGGUGGGUUGAUCUCCAUGUGGAGGCCCUGGUGGGAGGAGCACGAGGUUGGAAGGAGCGCACUGGUGGAGGUGCUGGAGGAGGAGAAUGGUGCAUCAACACCAGAGAAGGUUCAGAACCAGGACUGUAAAGCAAAAAAGUCCCAAGGCAGGAAUAAAAAGGAGGCAAUGACAAAAAGAGGAAGCUCAGCAGCCUGCCGUAUGCCUUCGAUUUCUUCCAAGAUCCCCGAACUGGGUCACUUAUGUCCAAAUCCAUCUCCAUUAGUCUGCUACGGUUUAGUCAAUGCUCUUUAUUGCUACAGUUUCACUUUGCGUCUGUUUAACGGGGACGUCGACUCGCUCCUGAGCGAGUUCUGUGACACCGUGCUCGCCUUGUCUGAGGCGCUGAGUUCCAGCAGGGUUUUCAACUCCGCCCAAGAGGCCGUACAUUGCGCAGAGACUCUCGUUUUGGCAGGAGGCUACCUUGACAAAGAGGAGUCCCGUGCCACAGACUGGGCAGCGGAAGACGCCGCUCACAUCAUGACCGGGCGAGACGACAAGGACGCCACAGGCUACAUCCUGGCGGCCUUGAGUCAGCUCCGCUCGGCACUCUCCAAAGCCAGGGCGGUCCUCUCCAAGGACAGCGACGAAGGUGCAAAGAGACAGAAAUACUUCCGGGCUUCCAAGAAGUGUGAAUUCUUCCAAGCAUGGACCAUGGAUAAUUCUCAGCGGACUCGCCGACUGGCUUUGGAGCUGUGGAUCGAGCGCAGCAGGCGAGAGAGCGGCAGGGAGAGUGUGGAGAAAACAAAAGCGCUUGUUGAGGAGAGCUUUAAGAAAGGAAAGAGGAAAGGGAAUAGUAAGUUGAUCCAAGAAUUGAGCUAAGUCACAGAAGUCCAUAAAAAUGAAAAGGAUAAAUGUAAGCAAACCAUUAAUGUUGGAACUGCUGUAAUAAUUAUGUUGUUGAAAGUGCUUAACUUUCAAACCAUCAUUUUUUGGAAGAUAACACAGUACAGACCAAAAGUUCAAUGUGUUUUCUUUAUUUUCAUGACUAUUUACAUUGCAGAUUGUCACUGAAGGCAUCAAAAUUAUGACACGUGGAGUUAUGUACUUAACAAAAAAAAGUGCAAUAGCUGAAAACAUGUUUUAUAUUCUACUUUGUUCAAAAUAGCCACCCUUUGCUCUGAUUACUGCUUUGCACACUCUUGGCAUUCUCUCCAUGAGCUUCAAGAGGUAGUCACCUGAAAGGGUUUUUACUUCACAAGUGUCAUACUUUUGAUGCAUUUCAGGGACAAUCUACAACAAGGGUCCCCAAACUACGACCCGCGGGGCGGAUCCGGCCCCCCAGCAUCCAAAAUCCGGUCCAAAGGAAGUCCCUAGUAAAAAUAAUUAUUUUAUUUUAUUUUUUUAUUUUUUUUAAUCUUUCUUUUCUAAUCCAUUAAAGUUAAAAGUUAAAGUACCAAUGAUUGUCACACACACACUAGGUGUGGCGAGAUUAUUCUCUGCAUUUGACCCAUCACCCUUGAUCACCCCCUGGGAGGUGAGGGGAGCAGUGGGCAGCAGCGGUGGCCGCGCCCGGGAAUCAUUUUGGUGAUUUAACUCCCAAUUCCAACCCUUGAUGCUGAGUGCCAAGCAGGGAGGUAAUGGGUCCCAUUUUUAUAGUCUUUGGUAUGACUCGGCCGGGGUUUGAACUCACAACCUACCGAUCUCAGGGCGGACACUCUAACCACUAGGCCACUGAGUAUUUUCUACCGCUUGUUACUAUUGGUGUCUCCUAGCCGCUCAGGCAAAUCAUGUUGUCUAAAAAUGAAUUUUACAAUCGAUAACGUGACAAUGUUAAAUGUUGAUGAACAUCAAUGUUAAUUGAUGUUAAAUGAAAAAAAGGAUUAUAAAGACAAUGUGUGUGUGUGUAUAUAUAUAUAUAUGUGUGUGUGUGUGUGUGUGUGUGUGUGUGUGUGUGUGUGUGUGUGUGUGUGUGUGUGUGUGUGUGUAUAUAUAUAUAUAUAUAUAUAUAUAUACAUAUAUAUACACACACACAUUUUUUUAACUCAAUGCGGCCCCCGAGUCAAAAAGUUUGGGGACCCCUGAUCUACAAGGUUAAAUAGUCAUGAAAAUAAAGAAAACACAUUGAAAUGACAAGAUGUGGCCAAACUUUUGGCCUGUACGGUAUAUGACAUCAGGACUGUGACAUUCACUCCUGAUGGUAUUAAUCAUGUCCGACAUUUUUAUCAACAUUUUUAUAAGGCUGCUGUUGGUGAUCGGUCAUAUAUUAUUAUUUUUUGGACACAAUUAGUUUUCCUGCUAUAUUAUACCGAUGUAAUUCAUGCAUUCUCGUGUCCCAUUGGGCUUUUUUUUACUUACUUUGUUUUCAAACGACAAGACCAUUACACACAGUUUGUGUGACAAAGGAUUUUGAAGCUGAAAAACCAUGUAAUAUUUCGCAUACAGUUUUGAAAUAAAGUCCAAAACAUGGGUAAACAAAAUAAAACAAC
Messenger RNA from Nerophis lumbriciformis (worm pipefish), 3339 nucleotides. It is a transcript of the gene znhit2, whose product is annotated as zinc finger, HIT-type containing 2. The record is from RefSeq and is a predicted model, not a curated record. Lineage: Eukaryota; Metazoa; Chordata; Actinopteri; Syngnathiformes; Syngnathidae.